Molecule: messenger RNA, 652 nt
Organism: Malania oleifera
Lineage: Eukaryota; Viridiplantae; Streptophyta; Magnoliopsida; Santalales; Ximeniaceae
Product: lachrymatory-factor synthase
Exons: 1
Coding region: 45-593 (182 amino acids)
Source: RefSeq, a predicted model, not a curated record
GCUCUAUUAUCUAUACCCAUUUAAUUCCCGUGUUGUAAUUUGUAAUGGAGCACAGGUCAGAAGCCAAGUGGGAAGGCAAGGCGUCUGCAAGGCUAUCAAGAGCCAGAGCUGACCAAAUAUGGCCUCUCUUCACCGACUUCUUCAACCUCCACAACUGGUUCCCAACCCUUUCCACCUGUUACGGCCUCCAGGGCACCAACGGCCAACCCGGCUGCGUUCGCUACUGCGCUGGAUUUUCCAUCAAGUCCCCCAGCGGCGACGGCGACGGCGACGAGGACAGCACGCCCGUCAACUGGUCCAAGGAGAGACUGGUGGCCCUUGAUCCCAUGGAACGUAGCUUGACGUAUGAGAUUGUGGACAGCAGCAUCGGGUUCGAGUCGUACACGUCGACGGUCAAGGUGAGUCCUGCCGGUGAAGAGGGGUGCGUGAUCGAGUGGUGGUUCGCGGUGGAUCCGGUUGAAGGGUGGAGAUUGGAAGAUUUGAGGAAGAAGUACGACGUGGGCUUGCAGCGCAUGGCGGAAAGAAUGGAGAAAGCGGUUGCAGAUUUAAAGGAUGGGGAUGGUUGUACUGGAUUUCGUACUACUGUUGCUUAAUCAGUGGCUGUGCUCCUUUGCUUUACAAUAAUAAUAAUAAUAAUCUUUAGCAUUAGAAA